AUGGAUUAUACAUUUAAAAUCUUAAGAGCUUUAUCAGGUUAUCAAUUCUUUUUAUGUCUUUUAAUUCAAGGUUUUUUUUUACAUCCAUUUUAUGAAAAAAGUUUAUCUGCUAAAUUGAUUCGUUUAGGAUUCAUGCCAAUUACGAUUUGGUUAGCAUUGAGUAGUAAUGGAAUACGUCAAUUUGAACCGAUUGAAGAUUUCUUUCAUAUGAACUUUCCUUUGAUUUCUUUUGCUACUUUUCAUGCAAUUUGUCUUUCAAUUGAAUUCGGUUUAUCAAAUGCUUCAGUAUUGGAUUCUACUAAAACUGUCCUCAAUGACAAGACUGAAGACCAGAAUGAUGAUGGAUGUGAAGUAAAAUCACCUGAUGGUUCGAUGGAUGAUCAACUAAAUGGCGGAAAGGAAAGUUUAUGCAAGAGGAAUGCAUCUUCUAAAAUCCCAUCUAUGGGCGAAAGGAUUAAAUUCCUCAUCUGGCUGAUUUUCUCACCUCGUGGAUUACAAACUUCAUGGUCACCUCCCACUUCAAUGGUACCAAGAUCAAAUCAAAUCUCAAUGAAAGAAUUUGUCAAAAGAACAUUAAAGAAAUCAAUCUUAAAUCAGUUUUUAUUUUUAAUCAUUUGGAUGAUUUCAAUUUCUUUUGCUCAACAUCCAUUUGGAGUUUAUGGAGUUUUACAAGAAUGGUUUCAUUUACCAAACUCAUUAAUUUUAAAAACACUUGCACCUUAUUUAGUUGUCGGUCCAUUUGCAUCAUCUGCUAUGUUACUCAUCGAACUUUUAGGUUGUAUGUUCAACUUAAUAGAAGUAUCAGUUUAUUAUCUAGGACCGAAAUUCCUUCCUUCUGAUCUCGCACCUGGCAAAUGGGAUAGUACUCUUUAUCCUCCUUUAUUUAAUCAACCUUGGAAAUCAAGUAGUCUGAUCGAAUUUUGGUCAAAACCUGAUUAUCUUUUAUCCUAUCACCGGUCUUAUUCAGGAUGGCAUACAAUCUUUCGUCGUCAUAUAGUCUUCUGUGGAGCUGAUCCGUCCGCUUGGAUGUUCAAACCAUUUGGAAAGGAAGCCUCAAGGUUAGCAAGUACGCUCGGGGCAAUGCUUUUCAGUGGUCUUUUUCAUGAAUUCGUGGUGGUGGCAGCUUCAAAAAUAGAUCCCACUUUUUCAACUACUUGGGUCUUUUUAGGUUCAGGUAUAGGUAUGAUAUUAGAAAUCAUCUUUAAGAAACUAACUGGACGUCAAGUAGGUGGUAUAUUUGGAAAGAUUUGGCUUUGGUGUUUAUUAUCUUUCCUUGGAACACCUGCUAUGGAAAAUUGGUGA
This is a messenger RNA of Melampsora larici-populina 98AG31, 1302 nucleotides long. RefSeq lists its product as uncharacterized. The record is from RefSeq and is a predicted model, not a curated record. The transcript has 7 exons. Gene Ontology annotation, biological process: lipid metabolic process. Lineage: Eukaryota; Fungi; Basidiomycota; Pucciniomycetes; Pucciniales; Melampsoraceae. Bases 1 to 1302 code for a protein of 433 amino acids.